AUGCCGUCAAAAAAACUUACCAUGUCUAAUAAAAAUCUAUCUAACAAAUGUUUAUCACCAGCGACAUUAGCAAUUGUCAUGGAUGAUGAAAUAGAUAGUGAUUCAUUUGAUGAAGAUUUCAAUAGUCAAAUAAGACAUUCAAAAUUUGGUACAACAGAUGAUGAACAUAUGACACAUCGACAAUUGAAAGACAAUAUAAUGAAAAAUUCAAAAUCUCAUCGAUUAAUUGAAAAACGUCGUCGAGAUCGAAUGAAUCGUAGUCUUGAUGUUUUAUUAAAUUUAAUACCUCAUAAAAAACCUGAAAAUCAACGUCGUAUUGAAAAAACUGAAAUUGUUGAAAUGGCAGUUAAAUAUAUUCGUUGUUUAUUAUCAUCAAAUCAAAAAACAUUUGAACCAUUUAGUUUUGAUAAAAAAUCAAAUUUAAAACUUGAUGCAUAUCGUUCUGGAUAUUACAAUGCAAUUUGUGAUACAUAUGAACAUAUAGAAAAACAUACAAAUGAUAAACAACUUCUGACUGAUGUAUUUCAAUAUAUUAAAGAAAAAGAAAUUGAAUUAAAAGAUAUAACCGUUAUACGUGAUAGAAAAUACGAUUUAAAACAUCAAAUAUCAUCAUCAAUAAACUGUGAUAAAUCAAAUUCACAUGAAAAUCUAUUUUCUAUAUCUGACAUAAGCAAAUCAGAAAAAGAUAAUCAUACAUUUCAAAAUUCUAUAGAUGCACAAAAUACUUCAAAUCAACAAACAAAAGUGCCAAUAUUUGCUUUACAUCCAUCUGGUACACAUUAUAUACCCAUGUGUAUUGAUUCAUCAAUUGUUUUAAAUGUCUUCAAUAAUAAAUCGAAUCUCUGUCAAACAUCAUCCAUAAAUGAACAACUUCAUUGUCAUCCGGUAUCAAUACCUGUAAAUUUUAAUCCAAUGUCAGCUUUAUCAGAUCAAUAUGAACUUGAUAUUCAAAAUAUAAAUGUUAUCGGUACUAGACAUCAAACAAGUGUAAAACCUAGUUGA
This is a messenger RNA of Rotaria sp. Silwood1, 1002 nucleotides long. NCBI's taxonomy places the organism in Eukaryota, Metazoa, Rotifera, Eurotatoria, Philodinida, Philodinidae. The record is from the annotation of a GenBank genome assembly.